Candidula unifasciata is the source of this 789-nucleotide messenger RNA. Lineage: Eukaryota; Metazoa; Mollusca; Gastropoda; Stylommatophora; Geomitridae. The record is from the annotation of a GenBank genome assembly.
AUGUUCUCUAUAGGACUAGGGUUCCUUGUAGGACUAUCGUUCCCUGUAGGACUAGUGUUCUCUGUAAAACUGGUGUUCUCUGUAGGACUAGUGUUCUCUGUAGGACUAGUGUUCUCUGUAGGACUAGUGUUCCCUGUAGGACUAGUGUUCUCUGUAGGACUAGUGUUCCCUGUAGGACUAGUGUUCUCUGUAAAACUGGUGUUCUCUGUAGAACUAGUGUUCUCUGUAGAACUAGUGUUCUCUGUAGAACUAGUGUUCUCUGUAGAACUAGUGUUCCCUGUAGGACUAGUGUUCUCUGUAAAACUGGUGUUCUCUGUAAAACUGGUGUUCUCUGUAGGACUAGUUUUCUCUGUAGGACUAGUGUUCCCUGUAGGACUAGUGUUCUCUGUAAAACUGGUGUUCUCUGUAGAACUAGUGUUCUCUGUAGGACUAGUGUUCCCUGUAGGACUAGUGUUCUCUGUAGGACUAGUGUUCCCUGUAGGACUAGUGUUCUCUGUAGGACUAGUGUUCCCUGUAGAACUAGUGUUCUCUGUAGGACUAGUGUUCCCUGUAGGACUAGUGUUCUCUGUAGGACUAGUGUUCUCUGUAAAACUGGUGUUCUCUGUAGAACUAGUGUUCUCUGUAGAACUAGUGUUCUCUGUAGGACUAGUGUUCCCUGUAGGACGCGUUUCCUGUAGGACUAGAGUUCCUUGUAGGACUAGUGUUCACUGUAGGACUAGUUUUUCCUGUAGGACUAGUGUCGCUAUGUACGUCUUGUAUUCUUUGGAAAGAUUGUGUUCCAUGCUGUAA